UAUAACUACUGAUGAAUGUUAAAAUAGCAGGGAGAAAAUCUCUAAUGCUAAAUCUCUAAAACAUUUCCUAAAAAAUAGCAAACAAUCGCACUUUGUAUUCGAUUCUUUGAAUGAAAUCAUUUUCUUAUAUCUUAGAUAAUAAUCGGGUCGUAGUAACUGACGAUCGGCAAGUUUUCUCUCUUCUUCGGGUGUUUCCGCUGCAUGAGGUGCGUCGAUCAAGAGUGUUGCCGCCGCAUACCCCCAUGCAAGUCCGUAAGUGUAUAAUCGCGACGCGACAGCCAGUCGCAAACGCGUUCGCCAAAGUACGCCUUCUAAACUUGCUUACCUUCACCUAGACCUUUCGUUUCUGCCAGUGCAAGAGCAAGGUAAAAGCAUCGUAAGUGGGGAUUGCGAUAUAAAAGGUUUCAUCUGGUCAGUAAUAGCAUCAGAUAGACCACGCCACUUUGUCUUAUUCAAGCGUGUCUAACACGCGAGAUAGCAUCGGUAAACAGCAGAAAAUAUUCGACAUUAUAAAGCACGCAACAUGCGAGCCAUAAUAUUCUUUGGAUUAAUAGUGACUUUAUCAAUCGUAUCCUGUAAAGAUCAUCAUUCACACUACCGAGAAAACGCACCACCGCGAAGGUACAAGGAUCACAAAAACAAACGCGGAAUCGGGGACUAUCCAUUAGGUCUUCCUUUUGGAGGUCCAGCUUUUAACGGUUUUCAAUCUCCCAGCGCAGCUGCUAGCUCAUUUCCAGGUUAUGGCGGAUUUAAUGGCUAUACUGGUGGUAGUCCACUUGCAUACAGUUCAAGCCCGUUCGGCCUUCCGUCACAGCCAUCACCAAGCUUCUCAAGUUUAGGAUCUCAUGGCUUAGGAAACUUAGGCGCAUACAGUUUGGGUCAAUCUUUGAAUGUUGGCCAAGGAUCUGGCUAUGGCCUCCAAUCACCGAGCCAUAACUAUGGCCUUCAAGCAUCUAGCUCUGGUUAUAGCAUACCAUCGUCGAGCGUAAGCCUGGCCAGUUUUUUGAGCGGCCAAAAUAGUGGACAAAGCUCAUAUUCGUCGCCAAGUUUUGGUUUAUUUACACCCUCUGAUAAAACAGGACCAGUGACUUUCACAGCUCAAGCAACGAAUACAGGUCAAUCAUCCCAACAACAGUAUACACCUGUGUAUGCAACGGCAACUCAACUUGGAUCCAGCAACUAUGCUGUUCCUGUAGUUAUGACACCGAAUCAUGAAUCUGGAAAUUUUCAAGGAUAUAGUCUUCCAGCUUCUACACUGAAUAGUUUAAGGUCACAAGGUAUUUCAAUUAGUUCUCUCACAUCGGGUAAUGGAAUAUCAUACAAUUCUCCGUCCUCGUCAUCUGGAAGUUCAUCGCAUGCAGUAUCAGGAGGCUACGUAAUAGCGACUCCACAACAGAGUGGGUCAUCAUCUAGCUACAGUGUUUCAGUACCUGCAGCGUCAUCUUCCUCAUCGUCUCCUAGUUACGCAAUUUCUAUUCCAUCAUCGUCAUCCACCUACCAGUUACCAGUAAUGGCCUCAGCAUAUACAUCAUCCCCAUCGAGUUCAUCUUCUGGAAGUUAUGCAAAGUAUAUUCCUACUUCAUCCGAAGGCAGUUCAUAUACAAGUAAUUCUCAUGGUACUGCUUCAAAACUUGCGAGCUUUACAAGUCCAAGUACAUCUUCUUAUGAAGGCCCAUCAAGUUCAAGUAAUAGUUAUUCAAGUUCAGUAAGUUCGAACUAUGCUUCAGUUCCUAAUUACCCUAGCGGAAAUUCAGGAUCAGGUUUAUCACAUCCUGUGACCAGUUAUGGUACACCAACUACAUCAUACUCAAUCCCUUCGACGAGUUAUGGUACUCCAAAUAAUAACCCUUCUAUUUCUAGUUUAAAUUAUAAUUCUCAAAGUUCCAGUCACAUUAGCCCAAGUAUUAGCUAUGCUUCUGCAGCUGCUGCUAACAAUGGAGUAUCUGCAAGCAGUUAUAAUGCUCCAAGUUCAAAUUCUUAUCAAGCUGAUUCUUCUUACAAAGUUCCGAAUACCAACUAUGCAUCCCCUGCUGCGUCUUAUACAGGGACCAGUCCAAGUUAUGGAUCUCCAAGUAAUGGACACUCCAUUGAAUUUAAUUCCAAUUACAAAAGUCCCUCAACUAGUUCAACGGCCAGUUUAUCAAACUCAAUAGAAAGCUCAUCACAAGAACAAGCAGAAACCUAUGAUUCUCCAGUUGAUUCUGGAAGCUCUUACUCGAAUCACUCUCCACGCUAUCUCCGAUAUCCCAUGACCAGAACAUUGUCACCGUAUCUCGACAGCGAAGAAUCCACAAACGGCGGAUCAAAUUACGAUACGAUUUCAUAUUCUGUACCUAAUGGAAAGUAUUAAAUGGAAAUUAGACCACACGUUCGAAAAGCAACCGGUCUCUCUUGUUGUUCAUAUAAUCGUGAUUUAAGUCGCGGUCUAUUAAAGCCUUUACAGUCUUGACGAAUAGAGAAGAAUUUUUGUAUCAGAGCUUUUUGUCUAGCCAUAACGAAAAUGCUUGUGUAUGCCAAUUCUUUACAUAGUGUAUCUGCACAAAAAUAACUGCACGACGAUCGAAGGAUAAUUUUGUACUACGUGAUUUAGUUUUUAAUUUUACGUAUAUUUGCUUACUCAUGAUGUAUCUGGUAUACAAAAAUUAUUGAGGCUGAAAUCUUGUGCGUAUUGACGUGCCUUCACAUGAGUGUACUGACGUAUACAUUUUUAUUGUAUCCCGUUUAUUUAUAAACUGCGUUGUA
Molecule: messenger RNA, 2742 nt
Organism: Nasonia vitripennis (jewel wasp)
Lineage: Eukaryota; Metazoa; Arthropoda; Insecta; Hymenoptera; Pteromalidae
Exons: 2
Coding region: 524-2350 (608 amino acids)
Source: RefSeq, a predicted model, not a curated record